AUGUUCAAGCCUGUAUUAGCAAGGCCUUUUGUAGCCAGGUCGUUUUCUACCACAAUAAAAGCUGCUCAAGACUCAAGACCACUCUUCGACUCGUCACUGUUCAAGGCUAUAAGUAACAAAGCCGCCAAUCCUACUGCGAUUUCAAAUGAAAAUUCAAGUUCUGCUCCUGGGGGAAAGGUCGAUCUACUGUCAAUGUUGUCCCCCAGGGACGAUGCUCUAGGAUCAAAGUUGACUGGGCCUAUGGCCGGCCGGACCGUUGCAGUGUUCAAUGGGAAUACUAUGAGAGCAUUUCAAAGGCUGAACAGCAUUAUCAGAUCUAAUGAAAUAGCUGAGGAAAAGAGACAGCAACGUUUCUAUUUAAAGCCUGGUAAAGCAAAGGAACAACAGAGAUCUCAAAAGCAUAGAAAGGAGUUUAUGAAGGGUUUCAAGAGUCUGAUAGAAGUCGUGAAAGAUGCAAAGCGGAAAGGUUACUAA
Molecule: messenger RNA, 474 nt
Organism: Eremothecium sinecaudum
Lineage: Eukaryota; Fungi; Ascomycota; Saccharomycetes; Saccharomycetales; Saccharomycetaceae
Gene: MRP21
Product: mitochondrial 37S ribosomal protein bS21m
Exons: 1
Coding region: 1-474 (157 amino acids)
Biological process (GO): mitochondrial translational initiation; translation
Cellular component (GO): ribosome; mitochondrial small ribosomal subunit
Molecular function (GO): structural constituent of ribosome
Source: RefSeq, a predicted model, not a curated record